Hepatospora eriocheir is the source of this 1038-nucleotide messenger RNA. NCBI's taxonomy places the organism in Eukaryota, Fungi, Microsporidia, Hepatosporidae. The record is from the annotation of a GenBank genome assembly.
AUGUUUUAUAAACCUGAACUACUAAGCUUUAAAAAUAAAACAGAAAUUAGUUUGAUUUAUUAUUGUUCAACUUGUAAGGGUAGAAAGAAAGUAAAACAAGUAGAUAUUUCAAACUUUGAUAUUGUAAAAUCAGUUAAUAAUAUUAUGAAUCCACCUGAAGUAUUCGCAUUGAGACUUAAUCUUUAUUUAAUGAAAGGCAUUGUUGUUAUAUGGAAUAUGAAAAAAGACUAUCUAAAGAAAACAAUACAAAAGUUUGAUUUAAGAAUGAAAUCGAAUAUUAAAAGAGAACCCAAGAUACAUCCUAAACAAAGAAAACUUACCUUUGAUAAUACUAAAGUAGAUCAGAUUUUCCCUCGUCACAAUAGAAAUCUUAAUACAAUUUCAUUAUUUGAUGAUGUGUCUGAAAUAAACGAAAAUCAAAAGGAUAAUUUUAUUGAACUUUAUAAAGAUAAUUUGAAUGAUAAUAAGAAAAUAAACAUUGGAGGAAAUGAAUUAGAAAUUAAGAAUGACUUAAAUGAGGGCAGUAAUCAAGAAUUCAAUAAUACUGUUGAAUUUUUAGGUGAUGUUGAAGUAGGAGAAGAUUUAUUGGAACCUAUUAAUGAUGAAAGUGUGCUAUCAAGAAUCAAAAGAAUUAAAAUUGAUAAGACAACUACCAUUAACAUCAAACCUUUUAAUGAUAACAGUAUUCUUGAAGAUAUUAAUAUUUAUCCAUCUCUAUUAUCUGGUGAUAUUUUUACAUUUCUUGAUAAGGAAGUUAAACAAGAAAUAAGAAAUAUUCAACAAAGAAGAAAUUCUUCUACUUCUAGUUCGAUUCCCGUUCCUACUGAAUUUGGUAGAAAUGCAACAAUUUCAUCAGAACCUGAAUAUCUAUUUGAUAAUUUUCCUGAUGAUCUUAAUUAUUUACAUGACAAUGAUAAUCAACCAAGAGGUGUAAAUCAUUCAAAAGCAAUGUGGUUUUAUAAUCUACUGGUUGAUGCAAGUAAAGGUAAAAUAGUUCCAAUACAAAAUCAUCCUUAUGAUGAGAUAAGAAUACAAUAA